This is a messenger RNA of Sus scrofa (pig), 1919 nucleotides long. RefSeq names its product annexin A10 (gene ANXA10). Gene Ontology annotation, molecular function: phosphatidylserine binding; calcium ion binding; calcium-dependent phospholipid binding. The record is from RefSeq and is a predicted model, not a curated record. Gene Ontology annotation, cellular component: plasma membrane; nucleus; vesicle membrane. NCBI's taxonomy places the organism in Eukaryota, Metazoa, Chordata, Mammalia, Artiodactyla, Suidae.
UUGAAUACAUGAGUCUGGUGUUAAAAGGUCCAUUAGCAGAAAAUAAAUCAUUAACUUCGUGGUUAAUCAACUUACUUUCCAUAAGUCACCAGCUUUCUCAAAAGAUUACCCUUCUUUCAUUGGUUCGCUAAUUUAUGUUUCCUAAAUCAACAUGGGCGCAGGGAUUAGGCUACUGGCUUUGUUUGUUUUGUGCAGUAAUUCUGCCUACUCACUAGGACUGAUAGCUCAGGAUAAAUACUGGACCUUGAGACUUGCUGGGUCCAGAACCAACCCUGGUUUUCUUACCUGAGCAACUGAGGUGAACAGUAGACAGCCUUCAAUUUGAUUGAACAGUCAUCUUCAAUUCUUUCUAGCUACACAGCAAAAGAAAUCUAUUCAACUGAUCACAUACUAAAAACCUGCUCUGCCCUGAAGUUAAUCACUGUCAUCAAAAUGUUUUGUGGAGACUAUGUGCAGGGAACCAUUGUCCCAGCUCCCAAUUUCAACCCCAUGCUGGAUGCCCAAAUGCUGGGGGGAGCGCUCCAGGGAUUUGGCUGUGACAAGGACCUGCUGAUUGACAUCCUGACCCAGCGCUGCAACGCCCAGAGGCUAGUGAUCGCUGAGGCCUACCAGGGCGCCUUCUGCCGGGACCUGGUCAGUGACCUGAAGGAGAAGCUUUCAGAUCACUUCAAAGAUGUCAUGGUUGGCCUCAUGUACCCGCCGCCUUCGUACGACGCUCACGAGCUCUGGCACGCCAUGAAGGGAGCAGGCACUGAUGAGAACUGCCUCAUUGAUAUAUUAGCUUCAAGAACAAACGGAGAAAUUUUCCAGAUGCGAGAAGCUUACUAUUUGCAAUACAGCCGUGAUCUUCAAGAGGACAUUUAUGCGGAGACCUCAGGGCACUUCAGAGACAUGCUUGUGAACUUGGUCCAGGGAACCAGAGAGGAAGGAUACACAGACCCCGCCAUGGCCGCCCAGGAUGCGAUGGUGCUGUGGGAGGCCUGCCAGCAGAGGACAGGAGAGCAUAAAACACUUUUACAAAUGAUCCUGUGCAACAAGAGCUACCAGCAGCUCUGGCUGGUUUUCCAGGAAUUUCAAAAUAUUUCUGGGCAAGACAUAGUAGAUGCCAUUAAUGAGUGUUAUGAUGGAUACUUUCAAGAGCUGCUGGUGGCAGUUGUUCUCUGUGUUCGUGACAAACCAGCCUAUUUUGCUUAUAGAUUAUAUAGUGCAAUCCAUGACUUUGGUUUCCAUAAUAGAACCGUGAUCAGGAUUCUAAUAGCCAGAAGUGAAAUAGACCUGAUGACCAUAAGGAAACGGUACAAAGAGCGAUAUGGGAAGUCCCUCUUUCAUGACAUCAGAAACUUCGCUUCAGGGCAUUAUGAGAAAGCCCUGCUUGCCAUCUGUGCUGGUGAUACAGACGAAUACUAAAUAAAGAGGAUUUGGAUGCACUCAUCUCCACGGAUACAUCAAAAUACAGAUUCUGUGAUUAGUUUGCAUUGUCAGUAGCAUUAUAACAAAACUGUAGAAUCAUAUUUUCUUUUCCAUCUUUAAAGUUAUCCUAAACCAAAGAAAACUCCAUUGAUAAAAAUAUAGAAAUUUGCAUAUAUUAUCUAAAUCAGCAAUUCGUUAAACUGCAUAAAAUGGAAUAAUGAAAGAAAUUACUGCAUUGAAAUAUAUUUUAUUUAAAUGUGAACCAUUAAUUCGCUAUGCGUGGGGUCUGCUUACAGCUGUCCUAGCAUGCUUUGGCCAUCCCCUCCCCCAUUCAAGACUCAAUCAAAUAAAGAAGUCAACAUGUAAACUGCUUUGAAAGAAAAUAAAGACACAAAACGGCAAAAUGCAGCCAGAUAGAUGCUUGUCAAGCUUAGACGUGACAGAGGCUUAGAGGUAAAAAUAGUCAGGUGUGUGCACAUCUGUGUAUACAUGUGUGCUGGGUGUGUAGU